Messenger RNA from Wasmannia auropunctata (little fire ant), 4661 nucleotides. It is a transcript of the gene muskelin, whose product is annotated as muskelin. Gene Ontology annotation, cellular component: cytoplasm. NCBI's taxonomy places the organism in Eukaryota, Metazoa, Arthropoda, Insecta, Hymenoptera, Formicidae. Bases 29 to 2278 code for a protein of 749 amino acids. The transcript has 12 exons. Gene Ontology annotation, molecular function: protein binding. The record is from RefSeq and is a predicted model, not a curated record.
ACGUUGAAGGUUAUGUCACUUGUGUAACAUGGCGUCGAGCGAGAGUGGUGAUUUUCAUAAGUUGGAGUAUCGGAUUUACAAGUGCUCCAGCUAUUCUUCCUGUUACGUGCCCGAAAAUAUUAUCGUCGACAUACCGUCGGAUCAAUCCUCGCGUUGGUCCUCCGACAUCGACAAUCACCCGCAGUUUCUCAUCCUCAAGCUGCAGAGCCCCUCCGUCGUCAAGUGCAUCACCUUCGGCAAGUAUGAGAAGACCCACGUGUGUAAUAUAAAGAAGUUCAAGAUAUUCGGCGGACUGGAGCCCGAGAAUAUGAUGGAGCUCCUCGAAAGCGGACUGAGGAAUGAUUCCAUACCAGAGACAUUUGAUCUCAAGCAUGUUUUAGGAAACGAAGGGAAUUACUUUCCCAUACGAUACAUAAAGGUUCUUCCAUUACAGUCGUGGGGUCCAAGUUUCAAUUUUUCCAUAUGGCACAUCAGAUUGACCGGCAUCAAUGACCCCAAAAUUGUCAAGCCCUGCCUCGAGUGGUUCAACACGUAUCGGCAGAAGGAGAUAAUAAGACUGUGCAUGAAACACUUCCGUCAAAUGGAGCAGCCCGAGAUCGUCGAGACGUUGCAGAGGGUCACCGGCGUCCCGCUGGAGGAUCCGCGCUUGUCGACGCUGUACGAUCUGUUGGUCACCAAGGGCGACCAUCUGCAAGCGGAGCGUUUCAUCAGCAACGCGCUCACGAUGGGGCUCUUAAACGAUUAUAUCAAUGCUCAAACUUAUAGAGCAAUUUGGACGAAGUUAUCGUCCAGCGAGCCCAAGCCCGGGAUGCGGGGCGGCCAUCAGAUGGUGCUCGAUCCCACGGCCGAGGUGCUCUAUCUCUUCGGCGGUUGGGACGGUAAUCAGGAUCUCUCUGACCUGUGGUCGUACGACAUAGAGGCCGGCAAGUGGACGCUCAUAUGCAAGGAUACCGAAGCGAUGGGAGGACCGAGCGCGCGUUCAUGUCACAAGAUGUGCUUAGAUCCACAGAGAAGGCAACUCUUCACGUUGGGCAGGUACUUGGACACGCAGUACCGUACCUGCGAGAAUUUAAAGAGCGACUUUUACGUUUACGACAUCGAGUCGAACAAAUGGACGCAAAUCUCGGAGGACACCGGUACGAUGGGCGGGCCGCCGCUUGUGUUCGACCAUCAGAUGUCGAUGGACGUGGAGAAGCGAACCAUCUACGUUUUUGGCGGACGAGUGCUGACGCAGCCGAGUAGUGCCGACGAACACAGUUUAAUACCGGAGCCGCACUUCUCGGGAUUGUACUCGUAUCACGUGCCGACCGGCACUUGGAUCAGACUCGCCUGUGAUAUCGCCGAUAAACCGUGCUCGAGAGACAUGCCGAUCUACAGAUCUCGCGCCGGCCACUCCAUGCUGUUUCAUCCGCGGUCGAGAAAACUGUACAUAUUCGCCGGUCAGAGAGGCAAGGAAUAUCUGAGCGAUUUCUUCACGUACGAGGUCGACACGCAGCAGGUCGAAUAUAUAAGUUACAACGAGUUCGGCACGACGAAGGACUCCAAUCACGUUCCUGCGGCUGGAUUCACGCAGAGAGCGACCAUCGAUCCUGAACUCGGCGAGAUCUACGUUUUGUCGGGUUUGAGCAAGGAUAAGGAUAAGAGGGACGACAACGUUCAAAAUUCCUUUUGGGUGUACAAUAUUCAGAACAGCAAGUGGUCUUGUAUAUAUCGUAACGAGAACGUCGGAGAAAAAUACUGGAGCAAGAUGCAAGAUUAUGAACCGUGCCCGCGAUUCGCGCACCAGCUUGUUUACGACCACACCAGAAAGGUUCAUUUUCUGUUCGGCGGCAAUCCAGGCAGAUCCUGCCUUCCGAAUUUGCGGCUCGACGACUUUUGGCAACUGGAACUGCGCCGACCCACGGCCGAGCAGAUUUUGAAGAGGUGCAAGCUGAUCAUCAGGAAGCACAAGUUCAGGGAGCUCGCCCUGAGCAACAGUAUAGAGGCCCUCGAGUAUCUGCAGACGAAGAUCUUUGAGAUUAUCGACCACAGCGACACGCAGCAAACUAAGGAGUUCCAACUCCUGACGUCGAUCCUGUUCCGGAAGCAGAACAACUCGCCGGAGGACGCCUCGCAUUCGAACGCGGCCCUGAACGAGCUGACGGCGGCGCAGCAGCAGUGCGCGAACGCGCGCGACGUUCACAACCUGCGUACCGAGCUCUACAACAAGCUCGCGGAAUUCUUCCCGGAAUCGUUGACGCAGCCGCGGGCGAAUCUGAUCGAUCUCCUGCCGUUAUAAUGACACACAUAUACACACACACACAGCGAGAGCGGUGAGAGAUUCUCGACGGCGAAACGUUCUCUGUUCGCACCACGUGUGAAAAUUUCCGAUUCUUUCAACAGUAAUGCCCUCGUUACUCGACUCGAAGCAAAGCAAUCCUCAUUUUUUGUACUUACGACGAGCCCCGCUGCCGCCCCGUUUGUGGUGUGAUUUAUUUUUCUACUUUCGAAUUUCGAUACGUUGUGGCUAAUCACGGGAGGGGAGGGGGGGGGGGUGGAGAAUGAGGCAAGAAUUUGUCACAGUACUUAUACACUUCGGGUUCAACAUGUUUAACGGAACUGCCUCUCGCAAUUCUAUUUAUUUCGCCUUGUAAUACGUCUUGCUUGUCAGAGUUUCUUCUUCAUUCUCUUGUUUUUUUUUAAUGAACCGUAAUGCAGUUCGAGGACGAAGCACACUCUAAUGUGUCAUUUAUACUUAUACCUACACGACUUUGUUUGAGAUCAAAAACCCCUCGGAACUUUGUGAUAUCGAUAUAGCUUUCUAACGGACUGGUUAGCUGAUAUACGUAAGUAAGCUAGAGAUCGGUUUUUAUAUGUAAUCUCUUCUGUAUUCUAUAGAUAUGUGUUUAUAUAACGUGGCCAUAAAGUUGUUGUUGUUAUUAUGUUUGCCGAAAAAUAAUAUAUAUUUGUCGAAUAUGAAGUGAAAGGGGGAGAUAAAGCUAAAGAGAGAGAGAGAGAGAGAGAGAGACGAUAGCGCACUUGAGAAAGCUCCUGUAACUUUAAAGCGUCGCGAUUUAGCGCUUGCAAGAUAUUUCAUGCAACUUGACACACCGCCCCAUCGCGCUGCUUUCUACCAAGAGUGAGCCAAGAAAUUAUUAUGCAGUUUUUUCGCCUAACGCUACGAAUUAUAGCUCUUAAUGUGAAGUCGAGCGAAACAAAAGUGAUUUUCUGGCUUACAGAGGGACGUAGCGAGACAGAAUGUAUUAUGGUCAACUGCAUAUAAAGUUUCCUUCUUUAAUCACUUGUAAUAUUAAAUUAUAAUUAAUUGUUAUUAAAUUAUAAUUAAUCAGAACCAAUUGUUACGUAAUGCAAUUAAUUAGUGAUUUCGAAUUAUUAGUUAAUUAAGCAAGGGAAUUUCGUUGUUUAAAAGUAUCGCGAUUAAAUAUAGAAAUUUUAUUGUACCGACCAUAAUGUUCCUUCCAACUGAAUAAUUGCUUCCUUAUCUAGUGUGUAUCUGCCCCGCGGUUGUCACGAGACACGGGGAUAUAAAUAUUUAGUCGAGUUGGAUGAAAUAUCCGGUAAACGUCGAUCCGUUUUCUCUUGUAAAAUGAUCUGUUUCUUAGGUAAUAUAGCAGCUUCGAAGCCCGCGUUCUUUUAUUCAUAAUCUAAGAAUAAGUUGAUUCACCGGAAAUGCCUUCUAACGACGAGAUAAUGAAAUCUGAAAGUGUUAUUGUAUUAUGUGCAUAUAUAUACGUCGACACGAGUCAGCAGCUCGACUCACAUCCUCGACUUUUCGACCCAAACGGCUUUCAGGCUCCUCUCCUCGAACGAUCGUGCGCACCGAGUUACCCGUUACGCAUCGAGUAAAUUUCAGGAACUUGGAUAUAAGUUUUCGUUUUUUAGCAUGUAAAUAUACUCCCCGCGACGACGAGUCACGAUACUCUACUUCCGUGUAAUCGUAAUCGUCGGAUGCGUCGCAUCUCUUAUCGCUCGUCGGCCGAGAUGCGUCUUGUACAUACGUAAGCUGCCUCUCGCGAGCUUUAAAAAAAAAAGAAAAAAACGUAACCGAGGAAACCGGAGGCGCAUGCGAGAACGAUGCGAUUAUAUAUGUAUAUUAUGAGAUGUAGAAGCAGAAAAAAAACUGUAUAGCCGCUAUGAUAAGAAUAUCCGACCGCGCCAUUAUAUCUUUGUACAUACACGAUGUAAGGAACCGUCGAGACGAUUUUUAUAAUGUGAUUCCAGUUACGCUAAGUUAGAUAACGGAAUUGUAUAAAAAAAAACGAACGGAGAGUAUAUGUAGAAAAAAAAGAUAUAUGAGUAGACGACACAGUGUACGCAGGCAUGAAAAAAACGACGCCGCCGCCGCCGUCGCCAUUCCUCUAAAUAUACAUAAUGUACGACAUAUAUUAAGAUGUCUCGAAGCUGGAAGGAAUCCACCAUGGUAUCGCUUGUACGCACGACAUAUAUGUAUAUAUACGGGGGACACAUGCGCGAAAUUCUUCGAGCUUCGGGACUUCGAGCGAAGCGAGAGAGAAAAACGUCGAUAUAUACAUACAUCCGAAGUUCUAGUCAGAUAAUAAAUGUUUACAAAGUACACGACAGAGAGAGAGAGAGAGAGAGAAAAGGACUACGUUUGGAAUUUAUUUACACACGCACAGUUCGGUUAAAGAAUGAGAAAUUUA